CAAAAACAGAAGACUUGUUGCUUGCGUAUCAUAAUACGACGCCGUAUCUCUACUUGCUCGAACAAACCCAAAAAGAUACAUAUCAAGAGAUUAAACCUUAUCCAACUAAGAGAAGCCAUUUUUAUUUUUUUUGGGUCUCUGAGUUGUGUAUUGAGCUUCAUCUCCUUCAAAUGGCUUCCUUAUCAACCACUUCCCUAAGCUUCAAAGCUCCGUCCACCACAAUUUCACAGGUUUUAAGGAAAGCCUCAAGUUCUCAGUCUGUGACCUUUGGUCGUUUCACGUCUUCAACAAAGAGCCUUCGUCUUCAAAUCAGUUGUGCCGCGAAAGCAGAGACGGUGCAGAAAGUGAGUGACAUUGUAAAAGAACAAUUGGCUUUAGCUGCUGAUGUUCCGCUCACUGCUGAAUCCAAGUUCUCUGCUCUUGGUGCCGAUUCUCUCGACACCGUGGAGAUAGUGAUGGCGUUGGAGGAAAAGUUUAACAUAAGUGUGGAGGAAUCUGAUGCUCAAAACAUUACGACCAUCCAAGAGGCGGCUGAUUUGAUAGAGGACCUUGUUCAAAAGAAACCCGCGGCGGAAACUUCCUGAACCGGCUGUCUUUUCUUUCCUGACCUAUUCUUGCCUUCAGAGCGUUUUAUUACGGUAUAUUAGACCGUUUGUUAUUUUUAUUUAUUUCGGAAGCUAAGAUUGGGUGUUGACAAUGAGACAACUUUGGUACGUUGAGAUUGAUUCUUUGUGGUGAUUGGUCUUAUGACGAAUUCAUAAUUGUGUAUUGUUUCACUACCACCUGGUCUUUUCUGUAUUUGAGUUAUGACAUCGUUUUGUUAGUCGUGGUUAGGUUAAGUUAACUACCCUCAAAGAAUGAAAACGAGAGUUGAUCUUAGGUGAGUUGGGUAGUAUCAAGUAGGGUAAAGCAGAUGUAUACUGUCUACUCAAAUAGAAUGGGUGUGAAAAAAACAUUACCUGAAAAUAUGUAUGAAUGUAAUUUGACUAGGAUAUUGUUGGUUUUUUGGACAUUCUUAUUGGGUAAUCUCAAAUAUAUUUGAGGUAAUUUCAAAAGUACUAAUAAUAUGGAUAUCCUUAAACUUUUGAGUAAUUGAUUUUUAUUUUAUUUUGUAAUGAACGUAU
Molecule: messenger RNA, 1124 nt
Organism: Arabidopsis thaliana (thale cress)
Lineage: Eukaryota; Viridiplantae; Streptophyta; Magnoliopsida; Brassicales; Brassicaceae
Gene: ACP4
Product: acyl carrier protein 4
Exons: 4
Coding region: 171-584 (137 amino acids)
Biological process (GO): fatty acid biosynthetic process
Cellular component (GO): chloroplast
Molecular function (GO): acyl carrier activity
Source: RefSeq, marked reviewed